GGGACGCGCUGUUUUGUCUUUUGGGGGGUUUGACUUGAAUGUUGGUUUGGCUUUUUGGUGAAGUUAGUUGGUUAAAGUCAAGGCAAUAAUUGUAAGAAUGAAGUUCUCGACAUCGUCUAAGUCGGCGGUUGUUGCGUCGGCAUUGUUGGUUGGUGCUGUUUCUGCGGCUGCGCAGGUACAAGAGGAUUCGUUGCAUAGUAAGAGGGGGUUGGGGAAGAGGUUUAUUGAUUCUGAGGGGAAUUAUAAUAUCUCUUUCUAUCACAUCAACGACGUACAUGCUCACUUGGAUGAGUUCCGCGCUUCGGGAACAGAUUGCACGAAUAAGACUUUGGGAUGUUUUGGUGGGUAUGCGAGAGUCAAGACUGUGAUUGAGGAGUCGAGAAAGGGACAUAAUGAUAGCUUGUUCUUGAAUGUUGGCGAUGAGUUCCAGGGCACACUCUUCUACUCCUACUACGGAGGCGAGAAAAUCGCCGAAACGCUCAACCAAAUGGGCUUCGACGGCAUGACCCUCGGCAACCACGAAUUCGACGGCGGACCAGACAAGCUCGGUGCAUUCCUCGAGAACCUCACUUUCCCAAUCAUCUCCGCCAAUAUCCAAUCCAACAAUAGUAUCUUGAAUGCCACUAUCAAACCUUUCCAUAUCUAUCCUCAGUAUGAGCUUGCGGUUAUUGGUGUCACGACGGAGGAUACGCCGAGUAUUUCGAGCUCGGGACCCGGGACGACUUUCUCGAAUGCGAUUGAGGCUGUGCAGAGGACGAUUGAUUUGAUUAAGAGCACGACGAAUAUUACGAGGAUUGCGGCGAUUACGCAUAUCGGAUACGAGGAGGAUCAGAAGCUUGCUGAGGCUACUACUGGUCUCCAGCUUAUUAUGGGAGGUCAUUCUCAUACGCCGCUGGGUAACUUUACUGGUGCUGCUGGAGCGUAUCCUACGAUCAAGACCAACAAGGACGGUGAUGAGGUGUUUAUUGUUACUGCAACAGGAUGGGGAGAAUACCUCGGAUACAUCGACGUAACCUACGACCCCUCUGGCAAAAUCCUCGCCUACCACGGCGCACCCAUCCACCUCACCAACGCCACCGAACAAGACCCUGAGCUCCAAGCACAAAUCCAAUCAUGGCGCGGUCCAUUCGAAGCCUUCGCCGCCGAAGAAGUUGGCGUCUCGAACGUCGAACUCGACCAAUCGACCUGCCGCCGCAGCGAAUGUCUCCUCGGCCAAUUCAUGGCAGACGCCAUGCUCUCCUACCGCCUCAACCAAUCAAACACCGCUGACUUCGCGCUCAUCAACUCUGGUGGAGUUCGCGCCACUAUCGACGCAGGACCCAUCACUCGUGGAGAAGUGCUAACUUCUUUCCCGUUCGGGAAUGCGAUUGUGGAGAUCGAGAUUGGUGGUGAUGAGUUGUGGAAGACGCUGGAGGGGGUGUACACUGGUAUUAAUCAGUAUAAUAAUAAGAGUGUGACGAGUAUCAUUCAGGUUAGUGAUGGGAUUGAGAUCACAUAUAAUUCGGAGGCGAAUAAUGGGAGUAAGUUGGUGAGUUUGAAUGUUGGGGGAGAGGCGUUGGAUAGGGAGGAGACGUAUAAUGUUGUUACGUUGGACUUUUUGGCCGGUGGCGGAGACAACAUCUUCCAGAAGAAAACCACCUUCAGCAUCCUCGACACCCAAGACGAAGUCCUCACCGGCUAUAUCGAGUCUCAAUCACCCGUCAACAUCACGCUCGCGUCACGCAUCAUGAAUGCCAACGGUACUGUCACCGCUCAACCCACUGGCACGGGAUCGCCAUCUUCGCCUACAGGAUCGGCUGCUCCCACUGAGACACCGUCGAGUGGGCGGUUGAGCAGAGAGAUGGUCUCGGGUGUGAUUGCUGUUGCGGCGCUGGUUGUUGGUGUUGUGGGCGCGGGGUUGUUUUAGAGGGUUGAUUUGGUGUUGAUACAGUAAAGAUUUUGUUAAUUUGACUUGUAUCAAUGAUUGGAAUGAUUAUGGCGAGGCUUUGAUUGAUUAGAUAUGUAGAAAGGAAAUUUAAUUCUUUGGAUACCCA
Cadophora gregata is the source of this 2033-nucleotide messenger RNA. RefSeq lists its product as uncharacterized. The transcript is spliced from 6 exons. Gene Ontology annotation, molecular function: nucleotide binding; hydrolase activity, acting on ester bonds; metal ion binding. Lineage: Eukaryota; Fungi; Ascomycota; Leotiomycetes; Helotiales; Ploettnerulaceae. Gene Ontology annotation, biological process: nucleotide catabolic process. Bases 98 to 1906 code for a protein of 602 amino acids. The record is from RefSeq and is a predicted model, not a curated record.